AUGAGUGGGGGUCAGGUGGACCUACAAGUCUACCAUCUGCUCCAGAUGAGUGGGGGUCAGGUGGACCUACAAGUCUACCAUCUGCUCCAGAUGAGUGGGGGUCAGGUGGACCUACAAGUCUACCAUCUGCUCCAGAUGAGUGGGGGUCAGGUGGACCUACAAGUCUACCAUCUGCUCCAGAUGAGUGGGGGUCAGGUGGACCUACAAGUCUACUAUCUGCUCCAGAUGAGUGGGGGUCAGGUGGACCUACAAGUCUACCAUCUACUCCAGAUGAGUGGGGGUCAGGUGGACCUACAAGUCUACCAUCUGCUCCAGAUGAGUGGGGGUCAGAUGGACCUACAAGUCUACCAUCUACUCCAGAUGAGUGGGGGUCAGGUGGACCUACAAGUCUACCAUCUGCUCCAGAUGAGUGGGGGUCAGAUGGACCUACAAGUCUACCAUCUGCUCCAGAUGAGUGGGGGUCAGGUGGACCUACAAGUCUACCAUCUGCUCCAGAUGAGUGAGGGUCAGGUGGACCUACAAGUCUACCAUCUGCUCCAGAUGAGUGGGGGUCAGGUGGACCUACAAGUCUACUAUCUGCUCCAGAUGAGUGGGGGUCAGGUGGACCUACAAGUCUACCAUCUGCUCCAGAUGAGUGGGGGUCAGGUGGACCUACAAGUCUACCAUCUGCUCCAGAUGAGUGGGGGUCAGAUGGACCUACAAGUCUACCAUCUGCUCCAGAUGAGUGGGGGUCAGAUGGACCUACAAGUCUACCAUCUGCUCCAGAUGAGUGGGGGUCAGAUGGACCUACAAGUCUACCAUCUACUCCAGAUGAGUGGGGGUCAGGUGGACAUUUGUGAAUGA
Molecule: messenger RNA, 843 nt
Organism: Knipowitschia caucasica
Lineage: Eukaryota; Metazoa; Chordata; Actinopteri; Gobiiformes; Gobiidae
Source: the annotation of a GenBank genome assembly